AUGUUCUCGCCCUUCGAGAAAUCUGCCAGCGACACCCACGAACUCAACGAGUUUAUCAUCGAGGUGAUCUACGGCAAAGUAAUUCCUGGCAUGUGCAUCACGAUGAUUUUCGGGAAUUUCUAUUACGCAUGGAUGGCGGUCCGGCUUAUGCG
This is a messenger RNA of Symbiodinium sp. CCMP2456, 152 nucleotides long. NCBI's taxonomy places the organism in Eukaryota, Dinophyceae, Suessiales, Symbiodiniaceae. The record is from the annotation of a GenBank genome assembly.